Cygnus olor (mute swan) is the source of this 1500-nucleotide messenger RNA. RefSeq lists its product as uncharacterized. NCBI's taxonomy places the organism in Eukaryota, Metazoa, Chordata, Aves, Anseriformes, Anatidae. The record is from RefSeq and is a predicted model, not a curated record. Gene Ontology annotation, cellular component: membrane. The transcript has 6 exons. The coding region runs from base 103 to 771 and encodes 222 amino acids.
GGCCGUGUCCCCGGGGGCGGAGCUGCGGUCCCGGCGCGGUGCGGGCGCUCCGUGCCCCGGCAUGGCGCCCUAGGCGGCCGGCAGCAGGGCCGGGGGGGCGGCAUGGACCGGUACCGGUACUUCGUGUUCAACCAGCGGAGCAUGGUGGUGCUGGGGCUGCUCCAGCUGGCGCUCAGCGCCCUGUGCGUCGUCAGCGGCUUCGUGGACGGCGUCUUCAGGACGGAGUCCGUGCUGGGCAGAACCAGAGCCCCGGUCUGGGCCGGAAUGGUCAUGGGAGUCCCGGGCGUCCUGGCUUUGUUUUCCUCUCAGAGAAAGAACCCCGUUCUCGUGAAUGUGCUGAUAGCUGCGUCUAUAACCUCUUGUGUUGCCAUCCUCAUUGUAAUAGUUUAUAGCUCCCUAACGCUGGGCUAUGGUGAAGAGGAGGACCUAAGUUCUCACCCAGCCCACGUUAUCCAUACGAAGUUCGUACUUAGUAAAGUUGUCAAGGGUGCUAACAUCACGAUGCUCAUUGCAUCGAUCUGCAGUACUGUCGUUGUGACGAUUAUUGCUCACUUGGGAUGCCGAAGUCUUCCGUGCUGCUCAUGCUACGAUAGCAUAACUGGAAUGGAAUGGUUGCAACCUAGUGAGGACCAAAAUCAGGCUAUGGAGAUGGUUUGCGCUGUACGAAGUCCAGGAGACAGAAUUUUUGAUUUCCCAGAUCGGUUUCCAGUCCAGGACUUUGACACAGAGGAAGACACAUCCAAACCUCCACCAUACAUCAGAAUGACUUGAAAAAGUGAUAGAACAUUUUAAAGCUACUAGUCUAAAUGUGUAGCAAGAUGGAUGUGAGAAGUUCUUCAUCUUCAAGAUGGCCGUGCACUUUUCCUGGGCCUUUUAAAAAGCACCCACAGAAAGAACUAUUGACUGCCCAGUGGUCAGCAAAGAUCCCAGUGCAAAUGGAAAGACCUACAGAUAUUUUUGGAUGUUCAGACUUCGCAUAGUUUGAACUUCGGAUGUUCAGACUUUGCAUAGUUAAAAUACCUCAUUGUCUCUGGAAAGCAUGAGCUUUUUUUCCUCCAGCUUUUGCACUUAAUUCAUGUUUUAUUCCUCUAGAAUUCAUCACGCAGUUUGUCUAGCAGUGCUAGCCUUAUGCAUUCAAAUAUUAAAUACUAUUAAUUUUUAAAAGAAACUGGUUGUGGAGUGUUCCCCCCACUCUUAUCUUCUCCUCCUCACCCAUUGAAUUAUCUGUCAUGAAGGAUCCAGUUCAUUAUUCAGCUUCUGUGUACUUUCCCUCUCUCUUGGCAGGGCAGGGGCACGUAAAGUUAACGGCAUGAAACUUGGCUGAUGCCAUUCAGGCACCUCUGUCAAAAUGGGGUUUCUGGGGUGUGUUCAUGUCUUAGAUUUAGUGACGAAGUAUAGUGCUUGAAAUACAAUAGUUGCAGUAGCUCCACUUACAGAGUAACUAACCUACAUUGAAGUCAGUUUGGAGUUUCUCUGUUUUGACUUUGGAGACUGGAAGUU